UUCCCCGUCUCCCUCUAACUUGACGCGUUGAAGCGAGACGGGGAAUGCUCCGAUACGACAACGAAGGCCGGCGCCAUUUUAGUGACGGUCGUACCGACGGGACGACAACACGCCGUCAUGGCUCGCCAGUUUAGUUAUGAUAUUAUACAAUUAAUCGAGGGUGUAAGAGACAGACCGGGUAUUUGGGAUAAAACGUGCGAAGAAUACAAGGACAAAGCAGAGAAAAGGGCCGCCUGGGUCGCGGUAUUUCGACUACUAGACGAAUCCUACGACCGUUUGGACAAAGAAGAACAGAGGUUGCUAGGCGAACGUAUCAUAACAAAAUGGACGAACAUUCGAGAUACCUUCGUCAAAUCACUGAAGACGAGAGCAGGGAAGCCGAAGAGAAAAUACGUGCUUCACAAACACUUGAAAUUCCUCCUAAAGGGAACUCCACACGAAAAUGAAACAGAAGAUGACACAGAACAGACAGCAGAGGACUCGUACGCCCCACGGUACAUAAAAACGGAGGAAAGCGAGAGUUCAGAAGACGAAAGCCCAAAUAAGAGAAGAAAGGAGAGCUCAGAAGAUGACAGCUACCAAAAGAAGUGGAAGAAGGAAAGCAGGCAAAAAACGAUAGUGGAGCCGGAGAUUUCUGCAAUAGACGUCUACAAUGAUCCAAGGGUUAUGAACGAGGAUGAAGCAUUUUUUGCAUCUCUGCUUCCGUCCGUUGUUAAUUAUUCUGAGGAUGAGAGGUUAGAGUUUAGGUUGGAAGUGCUGGCCUUAAUGAAACGGAUAAAGGAGAAACGUAGUGAUCCAUUCUAUUGAAAGCAUAUUCAAAGUUAUAGACAUACUGUCAAUACUGUACUCGGCAGUCGGCGAAAGCCGAAACGUGAUGUAGCGGCUACGAAUAAUAAAAACUAUGUAGCGGUCAUUGACUCCCUGUUAAAAAACUUGUCAUUUUUGCGAUUGACAAUAGACUAGGAACAUCUGUCACUUC
Messenger RNA from Aricia agestis (brown argus), 979 nucleotides. RefSeq lists its product as uncharacterized. The record is from RefSeq and is a predicted model, not a curated record. Gene Ontology annotation, cellular component: transcription regulator complex; nucleus. Lineage: Eukaryota; Metazoa; Arthropoda; Insecta; Lepidoptera; Lycaenidae. Bases 118 to 807 code for a protein of 229 amino acids. The transcript is spliced from 2 exons. Gene Ontology annotation, biological process: regulation of transcription by RNA polymerase II. Gene Ontology annotation, molecular function: DNA binding.